GUGGUUUUUGUUUUGUCUCACAUAAACCAGAUUCAAUUACGCAUUGCACCUUUAAGAAGCUGUCACCGGAUUAGGUUUACGCGCAGCCAGCCAAGGAAGGCUUUUACGCACCGUCGGUUCCAGAGUAGGGUCUCCGUCAGCGACGUGUCCCCCUCUGUCUCUCCUCUUCUUCACUGCUCCUGACACCGCCGGGGAGCCCUCCAAGCCUCCAGACAUGGCCGAAAUGGGGAAAGGGGUCACCGCUGGGAAACUGGCCAUCAGUGUCCAGAAGAGGCUCACCAGAGCGCAGGAGAAGGUCAUGCAGAAGCUCGGCAAAGCAGAUGAGACACGAGACGCCGCCUUCGAGGAAAUGGUGGCCAACUUCAACAAGCAGAUGACAGAAGGCAGCAAACUGCAGAAAGACCUGAAAGCCUACCUGUUAGCAGUGAAAACGAUGCACGACGCCUCUCGGCGGCUCCAGGACUGUCUGGCCGACAUGUACGAGCCGGAAUGGUUCGGCAAAGAGGAGAUGGACGCGCUGACGGAGGAGAUGAUAGAGAAGGAGAUGGACAAUAACUUGGAGGACACAGACACUCUGUGGUUAGACUACCACCAGAACAUCACCGACAAAUCUUUGACCAUUCUGGACUCGUACCUGGCUCAGUUCCCUGAUAUCAAGGCUCGCAUAGCGAAGCGGGACAGGAAGAUGGUGGACUUCGACAGCGCCCGGCAUCACUUCAGCUCCUUACAGAAGGGAAAGAAGAAGGACGAGGCCAAGAUCGCCAAGGCCGAGGAGGAGUUGGGUCGAGCUCAGAAGAUUUUCGAGGAGCUGAACGUGGAGUUACAAGACGAGCUUCCAUCACUGUGGGACAAUCGUGUUGGCGUCUAUGUUAACACAUUCCAGGGCCUGGCAGGUAAUCAGGAGAAGUUCCACGGGGAAAUGAACAAGCUCAGUCAAAACCUGAACGACAUCAUGACCAAACUGGAAGAGCAGCGGGAGCAGAAAAAAGGUGCUACUGCAGAAGCAAAGACAGGAGACGGUGCCAAGAGUGAGGCAACCAACCACAGUGAAUCAGCCAGCCCAGCACCAAAGGUGGUGCAGAGGCCCGGUCCUCGGCCCGGUCCUCCUCCCGGUCCUCCUCCCGGUCCUCCUCCCGGUCAUCCUCCCGGUCCUCCUCCCGGUCCUCCUCCCGGUCCUCCUCCCAGUCGGCCUCCGCCCCGACUGAUUCCGUCUCCGGACCCGAGGCAGCAGCGGGUGGACCCGGUAGAGGACGAGGCCUCGGUGUCUGACGCUAACACAGACUCCGUUACCACGACGACGCAGCAGAGUGCGGUGACCAACGGCUCAGAAGGAGACAUGCCUCCAGGAUUCCUCUACAAGGUGAAAGCAGUACACGAGUACGCCGCCACGGACGGUGACGAGCUGGAGCUGACCAUCGGAGAUUCUGUGCUGGUUAUGGCCUUCGACAACCCAGAUGAACAGGACGACGGCUGGCUCAUGGGCGUGCAGGAAUCUCACUGGGUGCAGAACAAAGAUAUUUCAGCCAAAGGCGUUUUCCCUGAGAACUUUACUCAGAAGGUUUAAAGGUGCAUCAGCCCCUUUCAGUGCCCCAAACUCCUCAAAUAUAGAUGUAACUGGAAAAGACCUGGUGGAAUAGUCACUAAAUGUUAAAACAUUAGGAAACAUCUUAGCGGCUACGACACCAAAUGAUUUGUUUGUGCCAGUUACAUAUUUACAGAAAUCCAAAUUCAGCGUUUGUAGUAAAAAAGAGGAUUAAGUUUCACCCUGACUCACUAUAUUUUGGUAAAUUUAGUCAAAUUGUACACCAAAAUUUAAAACUUCUUGAUUUUGUUUGGAUUUCUUAUUCCUGUUUAUUUAUAUUCUGAACUCAAACGAGACAGGAACCCCAAUGUGUUGGUGAUAUUCAAAAAGGAUUAAGUUGUGGAUGUGUUGUAUGAAUGUCAGAAUGUUUAUUGUCAACAGUUUGAGGGCUUCGCAGUUCCUUGCAUGAAGCAUUUGAUUGCCUCGUCGUUGUCUUUGUCGCACUGUGACACCAGGUCGUAUCGCUCUAUGAGGUGUCCUAGAAUAGAGCCCUGGGGAACACCACAGAUAUAAACAGGACGUUUGCACGGCGCUGCCUUGCAUUUUCAAAAAUCUAUUAGUUUCUUGGGCUUGUAGGAUUAUCAAAGGGAACAGUAGUUUUUAUUUCACAGGCCAUUUUGAGGACAUGACUAAAUGUGUGGCUUACAUUUUUUUCUAAUGCACAUAUGCUUUUAUUUUGGUUUUAAGUCAUAUUUUCAUUAAUGGGUGAAAUGCAAAACCUGAUCAUCAAACUUUCCUCCAUCUUCUUUAGUUUAAAAAAUACUCAGGGGAUGAAUGCUAUCUUUCGACAUUUCCCCUGUGAAUUGAACAGCAUCUCUGUGUGCCCAGAACACUGCAUCACUACUGUGCCGACGCUUUUUCUUUAGAAAUCAGGCUGCAUACUUUGAGCCCGAAACGACAAUGCAAGCAGCAAAGUGAGAGACUCCAUUUAAACCUUAUUAAACAAAGUUGAACCCAUGCAAACUGUAUUUUUAUAUUGUGUGGAGUUGAUGAACAAGGUGAUAACUAAUUCACCAUCUGUUGGUCCGUGUCAUUAAAGAUGAAUG
Molecule: messenger RNA, 2628 nt
Organism: Anoplopoma fimbria (sablefish)
Lineage: Eukaryota; Metazoa; Chordata; Actinopteri; Perciformes; Anoplopomatidae
Gene: bin1b
Product: bridging integrator 1b
Exons: 16
Coding region: 215-1564 (449 amino acids)
Cellular component (GO): synaptic vesicle; cytoplasm; plasma membrane
Molecular function (GO): tau protein binding; phospholipid binding
Source: RefSeq, a predicted model, not a curated record